UAGGGCAUGCCCUCCGAAGCGCCAUGCUGGGCGCGGGCGGCGCGGGGCUGGCGAGGGGCCUGAGGGCCGUGAGGCAAGCGUGGCUGCGGGGCUCGCGCGGGCGGUCAGUGGUUCUGGCGCGCGCAGCGGGGCCUCCCGGCACUGGGGACUCGCGGCGCUGGGCCGGGCUGGGGCCGGGCGGGCGUGGGCUCAGCCUGUCGGCCGCGGCGGUCGUGGAGGCGGCGCCCCGCCCUGUGCAGCCCUACCUGAGGCUCAUGCGGCUGGACAAGCCAAUCGGAACCUGGCUGCUGUAUCUGCCAUGUACCUGGAGCAUUGGUUUGGCCGCUGAACCAGGUUGUUUUCCAGAUUGGUACAUGUUAUCCCUCUUUGGCACUGGGGCUGUUCUGAUGCGUGGAGCCGGCUGCACCAUUAAUGACAUGUGGGACCGGGACUACGAUAAAAAGGUUACAAGAACAGCCAAUCGCCCUAUCGCUGCUGGAGACAUUUCAACUUUUCGAUCGUUUGUUUUUCUCGGAGGUCAGCUGACCUUGGCGCUGGGCGUUCUUCUGUGUCUGAAUUACUACAGUGUAGCUCUGGGAGCAGCAUCCCUACUGCUCGUCAUCACCUACCCGCUGAUGAAAAGAGUUACAUACUGGCCUCAGUUAGCCUUGGGGUUGGCUUUUAACUGGGGAGCGUUACUCGGAUGGUCUGCUGUCAAGGGCUCCUGUGAUCCGUCUGUUUGCCUGCCUCUUUAUUUUUCUGGAAUUAUGUGGACUCUAAUAUAUGAUACUAUCUAUGCCCAUCAGGAUAAGAAGGAUGAUGCUCUGAUUGGCCUUAAGUCCACCGCACUGUGGUUCCGCGAAGACACCAAGCAGUGGCUCAGUGGCUUCAGUGUGGCUAUGGUGGGGGCGCUGAGCCUGGUGGGAGUGAGCAGUGAGCAGACCGCGCCCUACUACGCUGCUCUGGCCGCCGUGGGAGCCCAUCUGGCUCGCCAGAUUUACACUCUAGACAUCCACAGACCGGAGGACUGCUGGGAUAAAUUUACCUCCAACCGAACAUUGAUGAAAGUUAUGGAACAAAUCUCAAUAUCAAUAAAACUCCUGCAGCCAUUGUGAUAAAUGGGGACAGGAGAAUAUAGAUUGUAAAGGCCUCCACCAUCAGGCCGCACCCUACUGUUUCCUCCAGGUCAACAUACACUCUCGCCCUUGGGCUGAUCCCUUCACCUCCGGAGGCCACACUCAUCAGUCUCCCUCUGCCGUCACAACUGUCCUCCUGGCAGCUGGUACAGUGGCGAGGGCCUGGCUUUCAGAGCAGACAGGCCUGCAUGCGAAUCCCGUUAGCAGCUGGGAGACCUCGGGCAGUGAACCGCCCUCAGCUGCCAAACCCAGGCUCCUGUGAACAGUCACCAGAGUUGGCUUAUUAAAGCCCGCUAGGGGAUGAAUUGUGUUGCCCCAAAUUCAUAUAUUGAAGUCCUAACCCCCAGUUACUCAGAGUGUACCCGUAUUUGGAGAUAAGAUCUUUGAAGAGUUGAUUAAGUUAAAAUGAGGUCAUUAGGAUGGGCCCUAAUCCAUUAUGACCGGGGUCCUUAUAAGAGGAAAUCUGGACAAAGAGACACCGACACUUGCACACUCAGAUGGCUGUGUGAACGCACCGGGAGGAAACAGCUGUCUGCAAGCCAAGGAGAGGCCUGAGAAGAAACCUAGCCUGCCAACACCUUGAUCUCAGACUUCUGGCCUCCAGAACUACAAAUAGAAAUAAAAGUAAAUUUGUGUUUUUAGGCCGUUGGGUGUGUGGUAUUUCAUCGUGGCAGUCCUAGCAAACGCACGAAGCCCUAACACUGCGCCUGGCACAGAAAGGGCACUACAAGUUCAGUUCACUAGAAGGCCCUCCCGUUUCCACUCCCUUUCCUGUCCACGUUUUUGUCCUAAAGCACAAGUUUUAGCCCUCCUAGUGUCCACAAUGGUGGUAGGCUGAACAAAAUCCUCCAGAGAUGUCCCUGUCCUCAGCAGAGCCGUCAAUAUGUUACCUCACGUGAGGGGGCUUUGCAGAUGCGAUUGAGAUGGGAGAGUACCCCAGUUUAUCCAGGUGGGCACAAUGGAAUCACAAGGGUCUUUAUAAAAGGGAGGCAAGGUCAAAGUCAGUAGUGGGAGACGUGAUGACAAUGAAGCAGGAAGCUAGAGGGAUGGAAAGGAGUCACGAGCCAAGGAACGCGGGUGGUUUCAGAAGCUGAAAAAGAAGAGGGCACAGAUUCUCUCCUGAGAGGCUGUAGAAGGAGCCAGCCCUGCUGACACCUUGACUUCAGCCCUGUGAAACUUGAGUUUGGACGUCUGACCUCCAGAAUUGUAAGUCGUAAAUUUGUGUUGUUGUAAGCCGCUAAAUUUGUGAUAAUUUGUUAUGGCAGCAAUAAGUAAGCUAAAAACUAUUCGAGCUCUGAUUGACCUGGCUUCUGAACUGCCAGGGCGCUCGGUUAGUGCCAGUGGAGCAGUUGCUAAGAGGACAAGUCCUGGAGAGUUUGCCUUGGUUGGAAUUGCCACUUUAGCACCUGCCGAUUGGAUGGUCUUGGGCCAGUUACCUGCUUUCUGUGGUUCAGGUUCUCAUAUGGGGCUAAUAACGGUACCCUUCUCAUGGAUUUAAAAAUCAUCUGUCUCCAUCUACUAGAGUACAGGUUCCAUGAUAACUAGGACUGUUUUAUUCACCAGAAUAGCCCCAGUACGUCACUGUAGCAUUCAAUAAAUAUUUGCCAUUUAUCUUCUAUCAGCUAGCUAACAUUUGAGUACUUGCCAGACCUGGUGUUACGUGCAACCGUCCAUUAGAAAUUAUUAAUGCCAUUCAACAACGUGUGAAAAAACAAUGUGACAUCAUAACAAAAAUAGAGAUUUUCAUGUACACAUGAUUAAAACUGUAGAAAUAUAUAUAAUGAAGAGUAAAGAAACAAAGACAAAGAUAUGUCCUGGGUGAUAGGUUAUUAUAAUAUUGCUUUAUAAUAAAAUUAGAUGGGUACUGUCCUAUAUUUCAUGUUUUAAGCUAAUCUAUGAAUAUAACCUUUAGCUCUUCCAUUAU
Messenger RNA from Equus caballus (horse), 3039 nucleotides. RefSeq names its product coenzyme Q2, polyprenyltransferase (gene COQ2). Lineage: Eukaryota; Metazoa; Chordata; Mammalia; Perissodactyla; Equidae. The record is from RefSeq and is a predicted model, not a curated record. Gene Ontology annotation, biological process: ubiquinone biosynthetic process. Gene Ontology annotation, cellular component: mitochondrial inner membrane.